AUUUAAAAGUUUAAAGCAUGGCAAUGGCAUAUAUCCCGCACGAAGUUGACAUGCAAUUGUGAAAGCCUUAAAGCAUGAUCAAAAUGAAACCUUUGCCAUUUAGCAUUAAUGAUGCCAAAGGAACAGAACCAGAAACGAAAGAGAGGGAGUUGGAUUCGGCUCGAGGAAAAAGCUUCUCUCUAUCUAUCUCUUUCUCUUUCCUCUAUUUCUCAAAAGUCUUGCUUUCGACCCUAGCAAUCACGAGAUACCCUUGAAAUCUCUGCUUUGAAUUCAUCUUUCUGCUGCCAAACCACCUAAUCUCCUCAUCCUGUUACAAAGAAGCCGUGAAAAUUUGCACUCUCUCUUUUCUCUGCAAUAUCUGCAUUUCCAUGAAUCUGCUCGUCAUUGCAACCCUUUUUCCAUGAAACCAUGAAAUCCCACAAUCGCUUUCUCUACUUGUUAUUCGUCUAUAUGCAUCUCAUUGCGCUUCCAUGAAAUUCUCUUUGCUACCGUCUCUGUUCUCAACCACAAAAUCUGUGAAAUGGAAACCUGUAGUUUGGUUCCUUGUCUCUCUUAUCUGUUUCAAAGACUUGGAGGAUUCUCUUUGAUCUUAUCAAUUCUCUCUUUUUCAUUCUUCUACCAAACCCAUGUUUUUGAAUCAGUUCAUGCAGUUCCUAAAAUCAAUUCACACAUUCAGAAGGAAAAUACCUUUUGAUUGUUUGUCUUGGCAGGAUAAAGUUUCCUACACGGUUCCUUAAACAAAAUAUCACAUAAAGGGCUAAACAAGCCUGACCAGAGCUUCAAUGGGAACCUCAUGUUUCCAUGCAUUUCGCCUUCGAAAAUCGAAGAGCAAACAUUUGGAACUACCUUCCUCGUCAAAGACGCAGCUGAAUUCUGUUAUGGAGAACAUGGAAAAGAAGAGAUUUGAUAGCUUGGAUACAUGGUCAAUGAUUUUGGACUCCGAGAAUGUGGAGACUUGGGAAGUUUCAACGGAGGAUCAAGAGGAGUGGACUGCUGAUCUUUCUCAAUUGUUUAUAGGUAAUAAAUUUGCCUCUGGAGCUCACAGUAGGAUUUAUCGUGGAAUUUACAAGCAGAGAGCUGUUGCUGUGAAAAUGGUGAGGAUUCCAAACCAAAAGGAAGAGACUAGAUCCAACCUUGAGCAGCAGUUUAAGUCUGAAGUAGCUUUGCUCUCACGUCUCUUUCACCCCAAUAUUGUUCAGUUUAUUGCUGCUUGUAAGAAGCCACCUGUCUACUGUAUCAUCACAGAAUAUAUGUCACAAGGGACUCUGAGGAUGUACCUGAACAAGAAAGAGCCAUACUCACUUUCAACAGAAACGAUACUGAGAUUAGCUCUUGACAUAUCCCGAGGAAUGGAGUAUCUUCAUUCUCAAGGUGUGAUCCACAGAGACCUCAAAUCCAAUAAUCUGCUUCUAAAUGAUGAAAUGCGGGUUAAGGUUGCAGAUUUUGGUACAUCAUGUCUAGAAACACAGUGCAGAGAAACUAAAGGAAACAUGGGAACUUACCGCUGGAUGGCACCAGAAAUGAUUAAAGACAAACCGUAUACUAGGAAAGUUGAUGUGUACAGCUUUGGGAUUGUAUUAUGGGAGCUUACAACAGCUUUGCUUCCCUUUCAAGGAAUGACCCCGGUGCAGGCUGCGUUUGCUGUGGCUGAAAAGAAUGAACGGCCUCCACUGCCAGAUAGUUGUCAGCCGGCACUUGCACACCUCAUAAAGCGCUGCUGGGCAGCAAACCCUGCGAAGCGGCCAGAUUUCUGUGACAUUGUUUCUGCCCUGGAAAAGUAUGAUGAAUGUGUUAAGGAGGGCCUUCCAUUAACUUCCCACUCAGGACUGGUCAGCCGAAAUGUCAUUCUUGAACGGUUAAAGGGAUGUGUAUCUAUGAGCUCAUCUGUACCUGUACAUGCCUGACUCUACUAGAAGGUAUUGCUAUUCCUCUUCCCUCUUUAAGAUCAAGAUUACUUUAUAAUAAUUUGUACAUAUUUCAUGCUCUUUUAAUUAUCCAAAGCUAGAGGGUGCUGGUGGCUUAUUAAAGUAAGUUCCAUAGAUUGAUUUAGGAUUUGUACCCACUAUUCUUAUGUUCCCUAUUUGAUUAGUCAGUUUUCACUAUGAAAUUACUCUACAGUGGAAAAGCAAUAUGAAAAGAACUGCCACAACGAUAAUGUAAGUUUGAUAUUGUCUUUGAUCAUAUAAGUAGGAGAUAUCGAAUGGUGGGUCGAACUCGGGGUGCUAUGCCAAGACCAUCACUGUAUCAACAAGGGUGGAACCUCGGAUUCCUUAGUAUAAAUGAUAUUAUUGUUUACUAUGUUGUACUGAUCGAAGAAUUAUUCUUUUUUCUUUUAUUUUAAGAAAACCCC
This is a messenger RNA of Durio zibethinus, 2350 nucleotides long. RefSeq names its product serine/threonine/tyrosine-protein kinase HT1-like. Gene Ontology annotation, molecular function: ATP binding; protein serine/threonine kinase activity. NCBI's taxonomy places the organism in Eukaryota, Viridiplantae, Streptophyta, Magnoliopsida, Malvales, Malvaceae. The record is from RefSeq and is a predicted model, not a curated record. Gene Ontology annotation, biological process: protein phosphorylation.